This is a messenger RNA of Lethenteron reissneri (Far Eastern brook lamprey), 3268 nucleotides long. RefSeq names its product cyclic nucleotide-gated cation channel beta-1-like. Gene Ontology annotation, biological process: monoatomic cation transmembrane transport. Lineage: Eukaryota; Metazoa; Chordata; Hyperoartia; Petromyzontiformes; Petromyzontidae. Gene Ontology annotation, cellular component: plasma membrane; photoreceptor outer segment; intracellular cyclic nucleotide activated cation channel complex. Gene Ontology annotation, molecular function: protein-containing complex binding; cGMP binding; intracellularly cGMP-activated cation channel activity. The record is from RefSeq and is a predicted model, not a curated record.
GGAACGGCUACCCGUACCCGGGGUACGGGUACCCAUUUGCGACACUGGUGCGGCCGGGUACGGGUACGGGACUGGGAUUAUGUCCUCUUCCCGGGUGUGACGAGAGCUGUUCUGCCUUUUUGCCUGGGGCGGCUGUCUUGGCAGACACACGAGUCCUCCUCGAACUUUCGCUGCUCCUGCCCCGCCUCCACCAGCAUUGCCAAGGCAAAGUGAUCCAAGAGAGUGGUGGCGGGAGAGAAAGAUGAAUCAGGACGGAGUGGCGAGAAAGACGGAAUGUUUCGCCGCCUCCGGAGAAGCCUUCGCAAGGUUGCUCCAAUCCUCACACCAGAUGGGGACACCUCAGCCCAGCCAGGCCAGCGGCAAGGAUCAAAGCUCACCGAACUCAAAUGCAAAUCCUACGCCCGAAUCAAAGUGCCAGCCCAGUGAUGCUCAGGCCCAGUCAAAGCAAUCAACUGAAGGCCCAGGUCCCAGGGCUGUGGAGGCCCCUGACCCUCCUGAGCCGCUGCCUUCAAGUGCAGCCACGCCAGGAGAUGCCCGACAGCAGACGGACGAUGCAAGGAAUGACAAGGAGGUUGCUGAUAAGAGGUUGGCAGAUUCCUCAACUUUGCAACUCAACCUAGAGACGGAGAUGCACAUUCGAGAUCUGGUGGAGCGUUUUCGACUCCGCACGGAGACUAUGAAGGACUACAUCAUGGACCCAGAUGCCUCCUCGCCAGAGCCCAGCCCUGAACCGUCACCUAUAAAGAAGCCUCCAGGUAAAGCACCACCACCUCCACCAGUGAAGGGAGAGGAGAAAAAGGAGGAAACAACUCCGCAAGCCGAAGUGGAGGCCGCCACUGAACAACACGAAUGUCAAAUGCUUUGCUGUCGGUUCAAGCGGAGGCCCUGGAUGGAUAAGAUCAAGAAAAUGAAGCUGCCAGAAACCAUUGAUCCAUGCGCAGACAGGAUAUACUUGAUAUGGCUGGCGCUGGUGAUGCUGGCAUUCCAAUGGAGCUGCUGGCUCCUGCCGCUCAGGUUGUCAUUCCCCGUGCACACGUCCAACACCAUGUCCUUCUGGUACAUCGGUGAUUACACGUGCGACGCCAUCUACCUGUUAGACAUCCUGGUCAUGCAGCGUCGACUCCAGUUCAUCAACCACGGGGACAUUAUCACAGACAAGAAAGAGACAUCAAAGUUCUAUUUCCGUUCAGAAAAAUUCAAGUCAGACCUGCUCUCUCUGCUGCCUCUGGACAUUUUGUACCUCAAGUUUGGGCCUUCUGCCAUGUUCCGUCUGCCUCGCCUAAUCAAGUACAAUGCAUUCUUUGAGUUCAACGAUCGGUUGGAAGGCAUCAUGGACAAGGCAUACAUUUACAGAGUGAUCCGGACUACAGGGUACCUGCUCUUCAGUUUACACCUCAACGCCUGCUUUUACUACUUCGUCUCCGAUAUGGAGGGACUGGGCAGCACCCGUUGGGUGUACAAUGGCAAGGGCUACAGCUACCUGCGAUGCUUUUUUUACGCGGAGAGGUCGCUGAUGGUGAUUGGGGACCUGCCCUACCCUACCAACGAACUCGAGUGGAUCUUGCAGAUGUUCAAUUACUUUAUUGGAGCCUUCAUCUUGUCCUCCCUCCUGGGACAGAUGCGCGAUGUGAUCGGUGCCGCAACAGCGGGGCAGAAUUACUACCGCGCGUGCAUGGACAACACGCUGAGCUACAUGGACACAUACCACAUCUCGCGCGCCGUGCAGAACCGAGUACGCAUGUGGUACGAGUACACCUGGGCCUCCCAGGGCAUGCUGGACGAAUCCGAGCUCCUCGAAAAGCUGCCCACCAAGAUGAGGCUGGAGAUCGCUAUCGACGUCAACUACACCAUCGUCAGCAAGGUGGCCCUCUUCAAGGGCUGUGACCGGCAGAUGAUAUUUGACAUGCUGCUCAGGCUCAAGUCUGUGGUCUACUUGCCCGGAGAUUUUGUCUGCAAGAAGGGCGAGCUUGGGAGAGAGAUGUACAUCAUCAAGGCAGGAGAGGUGCAGGUGGUUGGAGGGCCUGAUAACAAGAUCGUGUUCGUCACACUACGAGCCGGCUCCGUGUUCGGAGAAAUCAGCCUUCUGGCGGUUGGAGGUGGGAACCGCCGCACAGCUAACGUGAUGGCGCACGGAUUCGCAAACCUCUUCAUCCUGGAUAAGAGAGACUUAAAUGACAUCUUACGCAUCUACCCCGAGUCGGAGAAGCUGCUUCGCAAGAAAGCCAAGAAGCUGCUGUCAAAAGACCAAAACAAAAAUGCUGAGCCAGCACCUGUGGCCCGGGGUUUUGCAAGCAUCUUCCCAGAGAAACCAGUGACACCCAAAUUUCUGCAUCUGAUUGCAUUGAUUUCCCGAAAAGCAGCAAAGGACAAAGAAAAGUAGCCAGAAUCUCGCCUCCAAAUUUGCCAUAAUAAAUUUUACCCUUUCCAACUGAGGUUGAAAGCAUUAAUGUAUUAGUUACGUCCAUCUGUCUAUCUGUAACUUGAGGUCGGGAUCACUCCUGUUAAGAUGAUCCAUUAUAAAUGAAAUGUUAUUAUUGAGUUGUGUUGAUACUAGGGGAUUGCCAUAGAGAAUACUGGGCAUAUUGGUCAAACGGUUGUCCAACACUUGACAAUAAUCACGAAAAAUGAUAAAAUGCAUAGGCCUUCUCACGUGGUGAUAACGCCAUAUGCCACCCACAUGUAUUCUGAUAAUGAAUGUUUCUGAUACAUUUUUCAUAGCCAGUUCUACGCAUUAAUAAAAAAAAUACUUCUGAGGAUAAACUUGUUGGUAAGUAUUAAAUAAUUAAAGUGGGCGCAUGAUUUUUCUUGUUGUCAUAAGCAUAUGAAUGCCUAUAAUUGUUCCCUGUUUAUAAGCGCUGUUGUUACAGUGUUGCUAAUGAAUGAAGUCAUUUUAAGCGUACAGUAUACCUAAUUAUUUUUGCUUCUUUGCUGUAAUGUUUCAAUUUGUCAUUUGGUAUUCUAGGCCACUCUUGCAAAUCUGACUCUCUAUCCUGUUUUCUUGAGUUUUCACCUGGUCUAAUAAAUAACUUUGACUUGACUUCUACCUGACAUUAAUAGCAAAGGCCACUUGUUCUUCCUAAACAUGUAUUGACAAAGGAAGCACAUUUUUUGAGUCUAUGAGAAUCUACAGCCAUGACUUCAAAUUCCAGUGAUUUGUUGAGCUCAAAUCCCCAUUUGCAACGUAAAAGUAGCCCUUCAUAUUCUUAGGUUUUUUUCGGUAAAGUCACGUAGGUAAAACAUUAAAAUUAAUAAAAGUAAAAUAAAAUAA